Toxotes jaculatrix (banded archerfish) is the source of this 2305-nucleotide messenger RNA. It is a transcript of the gene uevld, whose product is annotated as UEV and lactate/malate dehyrogenase domains. Bases 106 to 1518 code for a protein of 470 amino acids. Gene Ontology annotation, biological process: protein modification process; protein transport; carboxylic acid metabolic process. The record is from RefSeq and is a predicted model, not a curated record. Gene Ontology annotation, molecular function: oxidoreductase activity, acting on the CH-OH group of donors, NAD or NADP as acceptor. Lineage: Eukaryota; Metazoa; Chordata; Actinopteri; Toxotidae. The transcript is spliced from 12 exons.
AAGUUUUUUUUAACGACAGCUGAAGUUGAAGUCAUCUGUCCAGAGGAUAAACCCUGAGAGAACCGCGUCUUUCUUUUUUCCCCCCAUCCGUUUUUGCUUAAAUAGAUGGACCUGAGUUCAGAGAAAAUCCAGCGGAUCCUCGCCAAGUACAAAUUCCGCGAUGUUGCUGUUGAGGAGCUGCAGAAAAUCCAUCGUAUCUACCCCGAGAUGAAACCUUCCACAGGCACAUACACAUUCAGUGACAGCAGCCAGAAAGAUCUACUGAAAUUAAUCGGGAACAUCCCUGUCCAGUAUGAAGGCCGUACCUACAACUUUCCCAUUCAGCUGUGGCUGAUGGACUCAUUCCCCUUCACUCCUCCCAUAUGCCUCCUGAGACCGACCCCUAACAUGGUCAUCAGAGAGGGCAAGCAUGUUGAUGCCAGGGGACGGAUCUAUCUGCCGGGGCUGCACAACUGGGAUCAUCCCAAGUCAUCCGUGGUGGGUCUUGUGAAUGAGAUGAUUGCCAAGUUUGAAGAGGAUCCUCCGCUGUCCUCAAAGACCACAGCAGACAACAAAGACCCCCACGAGCUUCUGGCAUUUGUCUCCAAUCUCCAGAUCAAUGAUGGUGGAAUCAGACACCAUGAUCAAUCCAUCAACAAAGUCUCAGUGAUCGGGGGAGGAGAUUUGGGAAUGGCUUCUGUGAUGAGCAUUUUGGCUAAGUGCAAAGUGGAUAAACUGGUUUUCGUCGACGUUGCUGAAAGUUCCACUAAGGGCGGCAGUACAGAUCUAGAGAUUUUCAAUCUGCCAGUGGUUGAGGUAUCCAGAGAUUUGUCGGCCUCUGCAGGUUCCAGAGUUAUUGUGGUGACUGCAAAUGCGUGGAGCAGCGAGCAGUCAUACGUGAGCGUGGUUCAGACCAACGUGGACUUGUACAGAGGAAUCAUCCCAAAUCUGGCACGACUCAGCCCUGCCGCUGUGAUGCUCAUCGCUUCACAGCCAGUGGACAUCAUGACCCACAUCGCCUGGAGGCAGAGUGGCUUACCUCCGACGCAGGUGAUCGGAGCUGGGUGUAAUCUGGACUCAGAGCGACUCAGUCACGUUCUGGAUAUUAACCUGAACACCCACAAACCAGCCUGGGUCAUUGGUGAACUUUCAGACAACAAAGUUGCUGUGAUGAGUAACACUGGGCUGAGCUCCAGCAUGCAGCCAGAGAUCACCCUAGGAUCCAGCGCCACAAAACCAUUGUUAGACAGAGCGUUUGAAAUCAUGAAGAAUCGAGGCCAGCGAUCGUGGUCCGUGGGUCUGUCCAUUGCUGACAUCACGAACAGUAUCGUGACAGAUAAAAGGAAGAUCCACUCUGUCUCCACACUGGCUCAGGGCUGGAGUGGUAUAGGAGCAGAGGUGUUCCUCAGCCUGCCGUGCGUCAUGGGAUCAAACGGUUCCACACGCCUGGCUGGAGUAUCACUGGGACAGGAGGAGGACUCCAAGCUCAGGGACAGUGUCACUUCCCUUUCAAACCUCAUUAGUCAGCUCAGGAUAUGAUUGCAUUCACAGUUCGAGGCGCUACUGACCAGUCUGGGAGCAGCUGCUGCCUCAAGACAGGUCAGUUCUCCAUUCAGCACUCUCUCAGCAGACGGACAGUGCCUGCGCUGAAGAUGAAUGAAGUUUCUGUAAACUACUUAUACAGGAAUUUUGAAGUAAUGGACAGGAUUUCUGUCUUAAAUGUUUAACUUAAUCCUACAAUUUGUCCUUUGUCCUGUGUAUUAAAUGUGGGUGGAAAAAAAAAAUCUAAAAUGUAAAUGUACACAUUGCACUUUGUAUUUAAAUUUAACAGGACUGUGAGAAGUUACUCAUUUUGCCUCACAAAACUUACAGUUUGGUACGCGUUACAUGAAUGUACACAUUUUUUCUAAAAACCAUCAAAUUCUAUACAAAAGCAUCUUAAGAAUAACACUGCUUGUAGUUUUCAACAAGCAUAUUUUUAUCAAUAACAACUCAAGUUGUAUGUGAGAAUGUUAUCAUUAUUUUUUUCUACUAACCUCUAAUUUCUUGGGAGAAAAUCAAGGUGUGGGGAGAUAUAUGAAGAUUGUAUAUUAUAUGCAGUACAUGGUGCUGGUAUUGAAACAAUAUGUGUCAGUAUCGUUUGUGUCUUUGUGCUGUUUCCGUAUUUGAUGACGAAAUGAAAACACUUUUAAAAUGCCUUAAUACUUCAAUAGCCUUUAGCUUUUGUUUACUUUGUGUAAAGGCAUUGCACAGCUAAAACCUAAGAUAUGCACAGAAAGUAAAACUACAUGAUUUUGUGGGAGUGCAAUAAAUAUCUGACAUCCGA